Dermacentor andersoni is the source of this 10081-nucleotide messenger RNA. It is a transcript of the gene Pfk, whose product is annotated as ATP-dependent 6-phosphofructokinase. The record is from RefSeq and is a predicted model, not a curated record. Gene Ontology annotation, cellular component: cytoplasm; 6-phosphofructokinase complex. Gene Ontology annotation, molecular function: AMP binding; 6-phosphofructokinase activity; monosaccharide binding. NCBI's taxonomy places the organism in Eukaryota, Metazoa, Arthropoda, Arachnida, Ixodida, Ixodidae. Gene Ontology annotation, biological process: fructose 6-phosphate metabolic process; fructose 1,6-bisphosphate metabolic process; canonical glycolysis.
CCGAAAGCAGCGGUUGCACCGGCUGCAGUGGCAUCUUCUCCUCAUUGCCUGCGCGGUGGAGUAGUGAAGGUCGAAGGGACAGCGGAUAGCGCAUUUCUGGGUGCAGAGUACUGUCGCCUACCGCCUCGCUUGUAUCUCCGUCUUUCAUAACUCGCAUCUCCUAAGCUCCUCGGAGCUACGGCGCUCGCAAUGUCCGCAAACUUGUCUCACGACGCGUUCACCUCCGGGGCCGAGCUGGGCAACACUGUCCGCGAGACCCGAGUCGCCCAGGGAUCGCAGAAAGGAAAAGUGAUCGCCGUUUUCACCAGCGGCGGUGACUCGCAAGGCAUGAAUGCGGCCGUGCGCGCCGUGGUGCGCAUGGGCCUCUAUCUGGGUGCCAAAGUGUACUUCAUUCGGGAGGGCUACCAGGGCAUGGUCGAUGGCGGCGACUUCAUUCAAGAGGCCACCUGGGUCAGCGUCUCGGGCAUUAUCCACAAGGGUGGCACAGUGAUCGGCAGUGCCCGAUGCAAGGAAUUUCGUGAACGUCCGGGCCGCCUGAAGGCCGCCAAAAACUUGGUCCAGCACAGGAUCACAAACCUCGUUGUGAUUGGCGGUGACGGUUCCUUGACUGGAGCUAACCUGUUCCGCCAAGAGUGGUCUUCCCUGCUCGAUGAGCUGCUCCAGAAUGGCAAUAUCACCCAGGAUCAGAGGACCAGUUGCAGUCACCUCAACAUUGUGGGCAUGGUUGGUUCUAUCGACAAUGAUUUCUGCGGCACCGACAUGACGAUUGGAACUGACUCAGCGCUCCAUCGCAUCAUGGAAUCCGUCGAUGCUAUUUCCACCACUGCAUCGAGCCAUCAGAGGACCUUCAUCCUUGAAGUAAUGGGAAGACACUGUGGGUACCUGGCUGUUGUGGCUGCCUUGGCCAGUGAAGCCGACUUUGUGUUCUAUCCCGAGUGCCCACCAGACAGUGAUUGGCCUAAUAUCCUCUGCAGCAAGCUGCUUCAGGAGAGAGAACACGGCCAGAGACUGAACAUCAUCAUCCUGGCUGAAGGUGCGCAAGAUAGGGAUGGGAACCCCAUCACGGCUGAGAUGGUCAGGAAGGUGGUAGUUGAUAAUCUGAAGCAGGACACUCGCAUCACAGUCCUGGGCCACGUCCAAAGAGGAGGGAGCCCAUCUGCUUUUGACAGAAUCUUGGGCUGCCGAAUGGGUGCAGAGGCUGUCCUGGCCCUGUUCGAGGCUACACCAGACUCUGAGGCUUGUGUCGUGUCCCUGGAUGGCAAUCAAGCCGUGCGAGUGCCACUUAUGCAGUGUGUAGAGAAGACUCAAGCUGUUGCCAAGUGCAUGGCCAACAAGGAGUGGCAGAAGGCAGUGCAGUUGCGGGGCAGGAGCUUUGAGCGGAAUGUUCAGACGUAUCGCAUGCUGACAAGGCUGAAUCCCCCAAAGUCUGCCAUGAACAAGCCUAGCUCGGAGGGCUAUCGGAUGGGGGUGAUGCACGUUGGCGCUCCGUGCUGUGGCAUGAAUGCAGCUGUCCGGUCAUUCGUCCGGAACUGCUUGACCCGUGGAGAUAGUGUUUAUGGAAUCCACGACGGUAUUGAAGGCCUUGUUGAGGGCAACAUCCAGCCCAUGGCUUGGAAUGACGUCGGCGGCUGGGUUGGCCAAGGCGGCGCCUUCCUUGGAACAAAGCGGACACUUCCAGGGGAAAUAAUGGAGCAAGUUGUGGCCAAGCUAAAGGAGUUCAGGAUUCAGGCGCUGCUCAUCAUCGGUGGCUUUGAGGGCUACCAUGCAGUGCUGCAGUUUGCUGAAGCCCGGGAAAGGUACCCUGAGUUGCGCAUCCCCAUGUGUGUGAUCCCCGCCACGAUCAGCAACAAUGUCCCAGGCACGGAGUUCUCCCUGGGUGCUGACACUGCGCUUAACGAGAUCACCGAGAUUUGCGACCGGAUCCGCCAGUCGGCUCAGGGAACCAAGAGGCGCGUGUUUGUCGUGGAGACCAUGGGUGGCUACUGUGGUUACCUGGCAACACUGGCAGGGUUAGCUGGAGGUGCCGACGCAGCGUACAUCUUUGAGGAGAACUUUGGCAUCAAGGACCUUAUGAACGAUGUGCUGCACAUGCAGGUCAAGAUGUCCGAGGGUGUCCAACGAGGUCUCAUCCUCAGAAAUGAAAAAGCCAAUGAAAAUUACACAACAGACUUCAUUCACCGACUGUACAGCGAGGAAGGAAAAGAUGUGUUCACUGCCAGGCAAAACAUUCUGGGUCACAUGCAACAGGGUGGCUCACCGUCGCCGUUUGAUCGCAACUUUGGCACCAAGACGGCCACUCGGGCCUUUGAGUGGCUUGUGCUGCAGGUAAAGGCCAACCUGCAGCCAAAUGGCAUUGUGAACGCCACCACUCCCGAGACCGCAUGCCUGCUGGGUCUCAUCCGACGGCAGUACUACUUCACGCCCGUGCAGGAUCUCAAGUCGCGGACUGACUGGAAGCACAGAAUCUCCAAAGAGGAGUGGUGGCUUAGGAAUAUUCGUGACCUGCUAAAGAUCUUUGCUCACCACAGCGUGGAUUACACAAGCUGCACAGCUGUUAUCAAGAGAACGCUUGAAAGCUCAAGAUGAUGUGGCUGACGACAGCCAGCAUUAGUUCGAAGCCAUAUCCUUGAUCACUCACUUUCGGCAAUGCUUUCACACUUGUAUCUUGACUCGACACUCCUACAUGUUGCAUUGCCGAAGUACUCGACAUUUAUGGAGAUCACAGUCUUGUCAGUGAACUUAGCAACUAUGCUAACUGAAGCAGGGAUGGGAAGUGUCACCAAGGUUGCACAUUGGACUCAUUGAUGCUGCAUAAUCUGUUUCCCAGCGCGUUAGGACAGCAGGAAAGGACACACGCAGGGCUGUGUGUGUCCUUUUCUAUGGUCCCUGUCUAAUGUGCUGGCAAACAGAUGAUGAAAAGUGUGUUCGCCUGAAAGUUGAUUUUUUCACUGCACCCACUUCUGCUAGUUUAGCCAAUCAGCCUGCGCUGAAGGUUAAUAUUGCCGAGAGCGAAUGAUCUGAGUUUAUGGCCCCUGUGAGCGAGCAUGGAUUAUUGUACUGUGUUAUCACUACUUUGUGUUAAAAAUACACGCUAAAGAGCAGCACCAAAGCAGAUUAGAUGGUAAGGAUAUUCUCUCUUAGGAUCUAAUCGCAUUCAUUUGGCACAAAACGUUCAGUUACUAGUGAGCAAAAUCAGGGCCAAAUUUCUCUAUUUGAAUUACAUGCCCAAAAUGCACCGCCAGUAUGUUAGUGUGACAUCACAAAUUUCAGAGCAGUUUUACAUGCUCGGGCUGUACUGCGUGUAAAAUGUGGUAGUAACGUACAAUUUUUGAGUCUUUUGUUCCUUCUGAAUAGUGUAAUCCAUGGUUAUCAACAACCAGUUGUUUAUGGCAAAAUCUGUCAAAAUAUUUUACUUCACAAGGUGGUGCUUGUGCGGAAACUUCAAGGUGGUGUCGUUCUUGCGCCUUUUCUGACUUAUAGUAAGAUUUCACUUACAGCAAGCCUGCUCUUUUUGGUACAUCAUAAGUGUGAUUUGCCAAUACACUUUAGCUUUGUGCUCCUCAUUAACAUCUCUAGAGAGAAGGUUGUAGCUGUUAUGACUCGCAAGUAGAGACAUGUUACAUCAUUUUAUCAGCAACUUUGCACAAGCUGCUUAUGUGCUAUGUAGCCUUUGUUUAAUAUUAACAAAUUUGUAUUAUGCAUGUGCAAGUAUUUCAAACUUUAGGACGCAAAUCGAAUACUUGUUUUUGAAUUGAAGUAUUUCAACUUAGAGUUUAGUAUUUGAGUUUCUUUUUCCUAUAUUUCUUAUGACCUAAUAUAAGUGGUUACUGCAGUUAUUGGACAUUGGUUGUCGUAAUAGAAGGCCACACACAUGCUCUGCUAGCCACUUCAAGUGCUUGAUGUAAGGCAACCGAGAAGUGAAGUUGUCUGUCACUUUUCACACAUGUACAAGUUGUCCUUUUUAAUGGACUGACAAAUAGCAUGUACAGCACAGUCUACUUUUAAAGGGAAUAUCUGAUUAGUACUUUAAGUAACUUGAAUAUAUGAACUUUAUAAGAGGUGCCUGAUGCUGUGCUUUAGGUAGAUCUAUAAUAGUAAAAAGAAGUUUUGUCAAGGUUUCAUGCCAUGCCAAAACUGAGCUGUAAUAAUUCACUAACUACUAAUUUUGUGUUCCCUUUAACUGUAGACCGUAUUGUACAUUGCUUGAAAUUGUUAUUUUGCCACAUUUUGUCUGUUUCUUUUUUUCCUUCAUGGAGAGAAGAUAUUCAGUAUUCAAUUCAAUUCCUCUAAAAGAUCUUCGCUAUCCAAACGAGGAGUUUUUAUAAAUCUACCCAAGGUACAUGGCACAAUUGUUUGUACAUGGGCUAGUUAGAAAGGCGGACACAAUAUACUCAACAAUCUGCAAAAACAAAUGAGCUAAUGAACAGAUAUUAAGUUUUGAUAAGUUGGCUUAGGACACAUUUCUGUGUUGCAGAUUUGAAGCCAAUCAGUUCCCUUUGCCAAUUCAUUUUUUUUAGAAUUUUUUAUAUGAUUGUUUGUCAAGGCACCUAUUGUUAAAUUGCAAUAAAAAUCAGCCAUUUGUGUUUCUUAAAAAGGGAAAGCUGCCCUGAUGCCCCUUUCCACUUGACCAAUGUGCAGGCUGUCCACAUUACUUUAGUUGAGCGGCUGACAAGAUCAACUCAGUGCAAGUUGGUCGGCUAGUUGAUUGGACAUGACCAUAAAGUGCGUAAGAGAUGAGGGCACUGAAAAGGCGAGAAUCCUCAGUUGAAGGGGGCAGGCUUCGUCAUAAGGGUGGAUGAAGGUCUUCAAGCAUAAAGACAAGCAGUUUGAUCCAUCACCUUCUCUUUUUUUUUUUUUUUGCACACUGUCCGUGCAUAGUGUCUCAUCUCUCAUUCCCUCGGGACAUUCUUGUCUUCCUUCUUACCAGGCACAAUUACUAAUAGCAGACAGCAGCCAGUCUGCGGGAGUCAACAAGCAUGUAGGACAGAGUUGAUCAGUGCAUGUAACAUUGACUUCUUUGUUUUGUGUCGUCUUUUAUGUUACACCAUAUAAAACAGUCACAUGAGCUGAAGCAAAUUUGCACAUACUGCAGUGUUGGUGUUACCAUAUUGGCCACCUCUAUCACCCCAGUGACAACAGUGACGUCCUAUGGUUCUUACGGACAUCCACUGCCAGGACAUGGAUAUCCUAUAGCUGUGUCGAAUACACUCUUCGGACAUCACCACACAAUAUUUUGGCCACACUUUCCGUGUCCUGCGGACAUCCUUUUCAUGUCCAUGAGGGACAUCAUGGGGGCGUGCUGCGUACUUUUUACAGACAUAUGCCAGGGCCUUUUGCACAGUGUUUGCCAUAAUGUCUCUUACAGACGUACGUAGCACACGCUGUGUGACAGAUGUAAGGGGCAGAGCGCCCAUGCAUCAAGAACACGUACGUUUUGCGUACACGUUAUGUACAUGUGUGGGGAGGUGCAACAUACUCCUCAUUCUUAGGCCUUCCGCCAAGCACAAGUGGCUUAUUGAUAUAACUGAAGUUUUUAAAGUAGAUUGUGUCAGAAGAUUUGUUAAGUACGACGUACACACGAGCUGCGCACAUAACUUCGGAUUGUAAUUCAAAGAUGCGUGAAAACAAUUGUUUUUGGGAGGAAACUCGAAGACAAAGCCUUAACUGGAGGAUAAAUAUUCACGUGUACCUCAAAAAAGGUCCAUGUGGGGUAACCUUGGGUCAUACAUUUUAGGAUAUCCAAAGCGGGUCCAUGUGCGAUAUCCUUGGGACAUAAGUGGUAGGAUAUUCAAAACUGGACGUUCAGCGGAUGUCCUAUUUGUAUCCAAAACACUUCAUGGACAUUGACACAUGAUUUGGAUGUCCUAUGGACGGAAGUGUUCCCACUGGGACACCUAUUAAAUGGGGUGCUUUCUGCAGUGAAUCUAAAAACUAGGCUGUGGGUUUGAUUUUCGAACACGGAAGCCUGGGAACAUGGGCCUGUUGGGGUAGAAUGUGAAAUGCUUGUGUUUGUGGAUAUAAGUGGACAUUUAAAGGGACUGACAACCAAUUUUCAUGGUACCUACUUUUUAGUGCAAUGGAAAGCUUACUGGUCAGUGUCCAAUCAUGAAGUGGUAACGCGGGAAACGCUGUGGAACAUUUUUAUCCGAAUUUUUUUAUCUGCAGUGAGGAUGUCGUUCACUGGAAGCAUGCUGAAAAUGGUGAUAGGUGAGCGCGAUGGCGACUAUAUGCCAGCAUUAGUGGGAGGCAGAUGACAAGUGCGGCCGUAACUGUGAGAAAGUGUUAUUUUGUUUAUGAAAUCGAUGUUCCUAUGAUUAAUGUUUUCCGAAAUGUUAAAGUAUUUCUGCGAUAAUAGCUACGUGUUUUCAUGUUUUCUUGUCCAACUGCUUUGGUAUUUAACCAGUCAGAAGGAAACCAAUCAGAUCGAAGACGAAACGACACUUUUACCCGUGAUAUGCAGUUCAGCAUGUUGCCUUAGCCAUGCGUGCGCUUUUGAUUUUCGAAGCAUAGAAUAAAGCUAAAGUGUCUAAUAAUAUGGCAACUGCAAUUUUAAGCAAUAAUUAUGUGCUUAAUAACGGCGACUUGUGUGCAGUAAUUUCAUAGACUGUCCGAAGUACCAAGAUUUCACCACCAGGCCUCACCGCUUACUGGUUUUUUAGACAUUGUUUGCCAGUUUAAAGUUAUAAUUCCUGCUUAAAUUGCAAACCGCGUGCUGGAUUAUAUCACUAUAAAGCAUGGUCCUUUUAUUUCCAUUAAUGUCUCGCAACACACUGGCCAGUUGUCAGUCCCUUUAAGAACACAGGUGGUCAAAAUUGUUGCAAAGCCCUUUAAUAUGCUUCGACUCGUACCUUAUUCCUUAAGUUUGGAAUUUAACACCCCAUCAAUCAUUGUGCUCUGGCGUUUCAGGCCAUGUGCGCUUGAACAUAGCAGAUAAAGUGUUGCCUUUUAUUAUCAGUAUCACUAAGCAAGAAUUCUGGGAGAUCUGCGUGACUGUUAGCAGCCUUGCCUCAUAGAUGGUAAACAGUUGCUGGGCUAUAGAUGCAGUGGUAGCACAGGUGAUUAAAUUUUUACAUAUAUGUGGUUAUUUGUGAAAAAAUUAUCUUUCUAUGGCCUUGAAUAUUUUUUCAAGUUUAUAUAGCUGUCACAUAAGAUGACACAGCUCUGAAAUAUUUGCCUGCAGUCUAUUUUAGUUUGUAGCUGAAGGAGUUAUUGGUAGUUCUUUGUUCAUAAGAUGUUAUACAGCACCAGUAGUAGACUAGACAGAAUUUCAGUGAAAUCCAUAGCAGGACAGCAACCUGGCUUUCUGAUCCACUGCCACCGCAACAUGUGAAGUUGGUGACAUCUGGUGGCACGUUCUAAGCGUAGCGCUGCCGCUUUCCCCAAGGCCGUACAUCAUAGCACAGGCAGAAGUGGGCACGUUGCUAGGAAGGCAUUUUUUUGCAAAUUCUCAGUGCAGCGGAAGACGUUGCUCAUGCCAAAAGAAAAUUCGUUAGCUGCUGUUUGCUGUCAAAUUUUAUAAAGCCUUUGUGCCUUGGAGAAUAACAGGCUUCAAAUCUGCUAUAUAGAAGUAGCCCUAAUUAAGAGGCUGAUUGGUGAAUUUCCUGACUAGCCAAUUCACUAUUGGAUCACGCAGAAUGUGUCCGCUUUCCGAUACAUCUCAGCUGCAAAGGCAAAAUUGGAUUAUUUGAGAUACAUCCUUUCUUUUAUUUUUUUAAGAAUAUGUUCCACUGAUUUAAAAAAUGGCUUUGAAAUUUGUGAUGUCGUGUGAUGUUACUUUAUACAGAGUAACUGCUACCAUUUUAAUCUGCUCUCAAUUCUUGCAAUUUGGCAGCUGUAAACUCUCAAGCUGUUAUUGUAACUUGUAUAACUGUGACAGUUCUCAUUAAUUGAGUUGUAGAGAUAUGCCACAUGAAAACCUUGUUUAGUACAUUACAUUUUGUAUGGUUGCUGUGCUGAGAAGACUGCUGUGAUUUGCUCGCCCAAUUGCUUGUGUGACGACGAUGCCUACCUAAAAGCAGAUAUGUGUGAUCAUUCAUCAAUGCAAAGGAAUGUUUUAUGACCAGUGAGAUUUUACUAAAGAUGCAAACUUAAUAGUGACAAGGAAAAGCCAAGAAAUCUGUAUUUUUGUCCUUUUGGUGUGUGCAUUUUACAUUCCAUACUAUGUUCUAUUCGGAAGCAAUGUGCACAGGAGCUUAUUUUCUGCCUUGUUAGCAUUUUGUCUUCUUCCAGGCUUUGGUGAUAUAUUACAUAGACACUUAUAUUUUAUGUGUUUUUAUACACCUCAUGAAUUGUUAAAGGGGUGAAGACAUCAAAAUUUGCGUUCAUGCGUUUGUUGAUUCAAACGUUGCGUCAUGCUUCAGGGAGCACGAAACACACAGCGGGAUUCAUAUAUAUCCGAUAAAUAAUUUAAUAAUAGUAUUAUUAUACCGAGCGAUUUCGGUUUCGGUUUCUGGGCUCCGGGGGAUGCUAUGACGUCACAGAGGAGGAAACGCAACAUGGCUUGGUCACGUGGGCCACAAAAAAUAGUGACGUAAAACGAUGCUGCGUCGUCUGCUCGCGCGUACGCUUGCUCUCCCAGCAGAGGUAAACAACUGGCGAUUCGAAGUGCAUGUCGCGAUUAUUAUAAUUAUUGCGAAGAGCGACAAUUGCGACAUGUGAGAGUCGGUGAUUCAUUCCGAAGCACCGUAAGCUUUAGCUUUGAAGUCAACCGGAAAAGGCCUAGCGACGAUAUCGGCGGCGCCGAACGAUCAGAGGCGGUGAGGCUGCCGUCGAUGCCAGAGUGACCACUCCUCGGUCGCUGAUUGGCUGCUUCGCCGUACGGCUGCCGCACUAAUGGGUCCCGGGCCCGUCCUCUCUACGACAAGGAAAUCUCGCCGUUCGCGAGCAAAACCACCAUCGCACGGGGGCUCGCGAACGGCAAACGGCGUGCGGCGAGUCUCCGUGCCGGUAACGUGGACGGGCCCUCACAUUGAGAAAGGCCAAGCGAACGAGAGACCGCUCCGAGCUGCCGAACUAUGUGACUAUGCGAGGAGAGAGGCGGACAACACGAACGGCGCAUAUCCUGGUCCCUUUCGGAGUCGGCCGACUACACGCAGUUUGCCGUUGGCGGGCCGCCGUGCGGCGUUCGUGUUGUCCACUUCUCUCCUCUUGUGUCCGUGUCUGCACGCCUUACCCCUUCUUUGCAUUAAGAAAGGAUUUCUAUAUGUCUGUAGCUCGGUCAUAGUGGAGGCUAUGCUCGGUCGCUCGGCUGAGCAGGCUCCGUAAUCGGCAUUUCAUCGCUACUCAUCAUACGUCACGUUUUUGUGCUCGUGUGCUAUGACGUCAAUAUUUUCGUUCCUCCUCUGUGACGUCAUAACUGCCGCGCUAGCGAUGGGUCUCGGCCACGAGAAGGAGUUUUUAAUGACUUUUAGGAGCUGAAUUAAAAUUAUUUUGAAAUGUUUCCAGCGUCCAAUACCUCGUUCUGGGUGUCCUUGCAUACGGAAGCAGCCUACAACAUGCUUUUUAUAGCCUCAAAAUUUGGUGUCCCAACCCCUUUAAGGAGAAAAUUUUACAUCUAGAUUUCAUUAAUCGAGAUAAUUGUCUUAAGCUCUUGGGUUGGGUGCUAGGUCCACGUCACUUUCUCAUUUGCUGAGAAUUUUUUGUUCCAGGGAAAUGAAAUAGUGCCAAAGACUGCUGAAGCAUAGUUCAUGUGUGGUGUAGCCUUAUAUGCAAAACAAAAGCAAACCAUUUGUAAUAUUGUAUGUUCUUUUGCCUCUCCUUCAAACCUUGCUGCUUGAAUCAAUCUGUUGCAAAUUCUCACCUCUUCUAUAUAUGAACAUUUGGUUGCACUUUUUUGCCAUAUUUGAUGUUGCAAGAAUGUGUAUUGUACACAGCAUUGUUGAUUGUCACACAAGUGUUUUCUGCUGUAACCUUUUCUUGCAUCAUGAGUAUACAUGCUUUUGAAGGGACGGAAAUAUAACACACACAACUAUCUACAUCUGUAUACAGGAACUGCUAAAUCAUGCCUAACAUAUAUUUAGUACUUCUACAUUGUAUAAAGAGUUGGUGUACUAAAAAUGAACUUGUUAAUAGGUGUUGUUGA